This is a messenger RNA of Sorex araneus (European shrew), 5356 nucleotides long. It is a transcript of the gene TTC39B, whose product is annotated as tetratricopeptide repeat domain 39B. NCBI's taxonomy places the organism in Eukaryota, Metazoa, Chordata, Mammalia, Eulipotyphla, Soricidae. Gene Ontology annotation, molecular function: protein binding. The coding region runs from base 195 to 2054 and encodes 619 amino acids. The record is from RefSeq and is a predicted model, not a curated record. Gene Ontology annotation, biological process: regulation of cholesterol efflux; negative regulation of cholesterol storage; regulation of cholesterol metabolic process. The transcript has 20 exons.
CUGCGAGGGUGCAGACACUGGGGGUGGGGAAAGCGCCGGCGUCGCGGCGCGCAGGCCCCGCCCGGAACCCAGCGAGCGCGCUGGGCUGCCUCCUUCCUCCCUUGGCAGGCGCUGGGCAGAGUCAGGAGCGGAGAAACGUAGUCGGCACUGGGCUGUCUGCGUGGUUUGGGGGCAGCAGUCGCCAGAGGAGGAACAUGGCGCUCGUGGGCAACGGGACAGAGCAGGAGGCGGACGAGGACAUCUUUGAAGAUGCAUUGGACACCAUGUCUAUGUCUCGGUCAGCUAUGGCAGCAAGCAGCCAUUACUGUGCUUCAUUUGACACAAAACAGACAUCUGGACUACAUGGAACAUCUAAUAUGAGCAGGUCAUCAUCAUCAUCAUCAUCAAGCAAGUUGGAUCUCAAGAGCGGCCUAGAAGAAUGUGCAGUGGCAUUGAACUUAUUUCUAAAUAACAGAUUUACAGAUGCCUUGGAAUUACUUCGGCCAUGGGCUAAGGAAAGUAUGUACCAUGCUUUGGGCUAUAGUACCAUUGUGGUGUUACAGGCCAUUAUGACCUUCGAGCAACAGGACAUCCAGAAUGGCAUCUCUGCCAUGAGGGACGCCUUACAAACCUGCCAAAAAUACAGGAAAAAAUGUUCAGUUGUUGAAACUUUCUCAAGUUUUCUUUCCAGAGGUUCAUUUGAACAGCUCACUGAAGAGGAAAUGCAUGCUGAAAUCUGUUAUGCCGAGUGUCUUCUACAGAAAGCAGCACUAACAUUUGUGCAGGAUGAAAAUAUGAUCAACUUCAUUAAAGGUGGACUCAAAAUUCGAACAAGUUACCAAAUAUAUAAAGAAUGCCUUUCUAUCCUGCAUGUAAUUCAGAAGAGCAAAGGUGAACAGCAGUUCUUCUAUGAGUUUGAGGGGGGUGUCAAGCUGGGAAUAGGUGCCUUUAAUCUGAUGCUGUCUCUUUUACCUGCACGAAUUAUCAGACUACUUGAAUUUAUAGGAUUUUCUGGAAACCGGGAAUUGGGCCUCCUGCAGUUACGGGAAGGUGCCUCAGGAAUCAGCAUGCGGUCUCCUCUGUGCUGCUUAACUAUUCUGGCUUUUCACACUUAUAUCUCCUUAAUACUUGGCACAGGAGAAGUGAAUGUCCUGGAAGCGGAGAGUCUCCUGGCGCCCUUCCUCCAGCAGUUUCCAAAUGGCUCCCUCAUGUUGUUUUACCAUGCCCGGAUACUGCUGCUGAAAGGGAAUUUGGAAGAGGCACAAGAGACAUUUCGAAAAUGCAUUUCUGUUCAAGAAGAAUGGAAACAGUUUCAUCAUCUCUGUUACUGGGAGCUGAUGUGGAUUUAUGUAUUCCAACAAAACUGGAUGGAGGCAUAUUACUUUUCAGAUCUGCUUUGCAAAGAGAGUAAAUGGUCUAAGGCAACAUAUGUUUUCUUAAAAGCUGCAAUUUUGAGUAUGCUUCCAGAGGAGGGUGUGAAAACAACUAAAGAGGACGUGGUGACUUUAUUCAGACAGGUGGAUGGCUUGAAGCAGAGAAUUGCUGGGAAAUCAAUUCCUACUGAAAAGUUUGCUGUGAGGAAGGCGCGCCGCUACUCCGCCUCUUUGCCUGCACCUGUGAAACUUGUCUUGCCUGCCCUGGAAAUGAUGUAUGUCUGGAAUGGUUUUCCAAUAGUGAGCAAAAGAAAGGAUCUGUCUGAAAAUCUUUUGGUAACCAUUGAAAAGGCCGAGGCAGCUUUGCAGAACGAAAAUGUCAGCGACUACUCUGUGGAUGACGAGUGCUUAGUGAAGCUGUUGAAAGGAUGCUGCCUGAAGAAUCUACAGCGGCCUUUGCAAGCAGAAUUGUGUUUCAAUCACGUUAUCCAAAGUGAAAAGCUACUGAAGUAUGACCACUACCUAGUGCCAUUUACCCUGUUUGAGUUGGCAUUUUUGUACAAAAACCAAGGGGAAAUCGACAAGGCCAUAAAGGUUCUGGAAACUGCCAGAAACAACUACAAGGAUUACUCCAUGGAGUCCAGGCUGCACUUCAGAAUUCAGGCAGCUCUUCAUCUCUGGAAAAAGCCUUCUUCAGAUUGAGCAGAACAUGAUGGGUGACCUUUUUCCUUAAUCAACACUGACAUCUGCUACAGAUUAGACCUUGUAUUAAAGUGAAAAUGUGAUCUUGUGAAUGAGAGAUAAAAAUAUAACUUUAUCGUCGAUAUUUUCUAUAAUCUGUAUGGUAUAUUAUUCUACAUAUAUGCAUUUCUUUUCCUAUGGAACGAUGUUCAGUACUAUUUAGAAAAUUCCUAUAUAUUUUGCCUCUCCAAAGAGACUUUCAUAUUAGAUUGGAGUUGGAGAGUGAAAAGUCUUUUCAAGGACUCAAAGGUACAAUAAAGUCUAAAUUAGAUUAUUUAUUUUUUUAAUGUGGAAGUGAAUAUUGUUUAAGUAGCCAGUGGCUUGCAACUUGAACCAUUUUUUUAGAUUUAUUGGCCAGUUAAGCUUUUGAGAUAUUUUGUUGCUGCAUAUCUAAAUUUCAGAGGCAAAAUAGAAAUCAUCUAUAUUCCAAGUAGCUUAACAAUAACUUUAUGAAGACUCCCUGAAAAAGAAGACAGUGGAUUGUACAGGGACAAAAUAAUAUACUUAAUAGGUUGAAAAGAACUGUUUCCAGAAGAGAUUGAAAAAUGCUGUAUUGUGUUUUAGUCUUCAUGGUUAAAGAUGGUAACAUUUUUUGAGAGAUUUUUCUGUUUUGAAUGUACUUAGGUCUAUUAUAAUAAGAAAAAAUUUAAAACUCUGCGUACCCAAAGGGAAGAAAAAGUCAUAUUUUAGAAAUUAUCUUCAACUUUAGCAAGAGAGCCUAAAUAUAUAUAUAUAUGUAUAUGUUUGUUGAUUAUUUUUCUUAUAGGAAGUGAAGUUCCUGCUGCUUUAAAUGAUAUGUAAAAUAUCAAUAGUUUUUACAGUUAUGAUGUUAGUAAGUACGAUCUAAUUUUAUAAAAAGCGAAAACCCACAGACCAAACUCUACACUGUGAUGGUUCCUUAUAAAUACAUGGACUGAGUUGAGUCUUUUUAUGGGGAGACACAGUCAGGGCCUAAGCAGAAGAGAGAUGGACUCUGGCCCUGGCUUUGCCUCCAGUUAGCUGUGGGUGGAGUCACCACUGUCGAGUCCACUUGCUCUUGGCAUCCCCACAUUUUCCUUAGCUGUAAAAAGGGAAAAAAAGAUGGAUGACUUUCAAGGCCUCUUUCAGUUUUAUAACUGUGCGUCUGUGUAUGGGGAAUUUAUUUUCAGUGGAUAAUGUUUAAAUGUUUCCUCUAAAUCAUUCCUAUGUUAAAAUGUCCGAACCAUUCCUUUAAUAUGUGGUCAUCAUUUAUCUUCGUUGCCUUCCCCCACCCCCCAAACUGCCUGUAUUAUGGCUGAGAUAGAUUGUAUCCAGAGAGAGGGGAAAAGUCACUUGAGGACUGAGAAAUCACAGUGGGGGUGUGGGGUAAGUGGUUGCCCUAGUUCUCUUUCCAACAGUUGUCAGGGAAACCUCUACAGUUUCAUAGCUCUGGACUGUGGGAACCAGGCUCCCAUAACUGUCAUCACUGCUUGACAUGCAGCAAGUUCAUUCACCCACUCAGGGAGGGACUCUGUUUUCCCGGUGGGGUUAGCAGCAUUGUACAUGGUGCUUGUGAGAAUGCAACAAGAUAAUGCAAAUGUUAGCUUGUUUAAAUUGUGGAAGGCGAUGUGAACACCAGUUGUAACAUUCAGAUUGUAUGCACUGAUUAUAAUACCAGCACCAAAGUAUUGGGUGAGUUUGUGACCUCGAUUAGUAAAGAAAGGAACUUGGAAAUGCAGAUACCUUAAGUAACGUUUGACACUGGUGAUGGUCCAGAUUAUGGAUUUGUUCCUUGCUGUGUAUUCCUUGAUAUAUGUGCCUGUACCCAGCAGGAAGUUAAAUUACUUACUCUCUCUCUUUUUUUUUUUUUUUUGGACUGGGCGCUAUUCCCGGCUCAGUUCUUGGGCAUCACUCCCAGCAGUGCUCAGGAAACCACGUAGUGUUGGGCAAGGGGUGGUGUUGAACCCGGGGUCUUGCAUGCGUUGCAUGUACUCUAAGCAUUUUGACUAUUUCUCUGGGCCUAAGUAACUGGAUCUUGACUGAUACUGAAGAUUCAUUAAUAUGCUCACCUCAGAGUCCUUCCUCUUAUGUUAAUCUAUCUUAGUGUGUGUUGUUAAUACGAAUCAAAUAAUACUAAGCUUAGACAAGAGAGGAACGAAAGUUAACUGUAUUUGCAAUUAGCAGUCAAACAGUACCAUAUUGGGUCAGAAGUUUAUGAAUUCUUCAGGAAAGCUUUGGUAGCAUUAUUUUUUUAAAGUAGAAAAACCAUUGGUGUUAGUGAGAAACUGAGGGUCUAAAACAUUCUUUCUGAAAGCAGUCUAGGAGUGGUUAUGCUUAUUUUAACUGCACUACCAAGCAAAUGACAGGAGAUCACUGUUUCCUGUUUAAAUAUCUUCUCUUAUUUUUCAACUGUAUUGUAAUUUUUUUCUAAUCCUUUUAUAGUUACCUGGGAAUACAAAUAAUUUAUCCAGUAGAUUGGGGGGGGGGUGUUCCCAAGCAGUGCUCAGGGGCUCUGGGAUCUACCUAGCAAUAUUCAUUCAUACUCGGCCUGGAGCCCUGCAGGGCUGGAGCUCAGGGUCUUUGUACAUGCCAGGCUUUCAGAAUUCCCCCAACCCUUUACCCAAUAGAUUUUCUUUUUCUGCCAUAUUCAGUAUAUCCUGGUGGCACAAGUUUCUUGACAUUACUUAAUGUUGCAUUUGGAGGGGAGGGGUUUUCUGUGAAGAAAGAGCACAGAAAUGACUCAUUCGAUGGUUUAUUUAAUGUUUUGAGGUGCAUAUGAGAUAGGUUUGGCUGCCAAGGUAUCUGACAAUUUAUACAAUUUCAGUAGUUCCUGGUAUAAUUGGCUUUUUCGCCCUUUAACCAAGACCCAGGGUUCUAAUUGGUGCUGUGCUUAUGUAUGUAGAACUCAAGACAAGAUUAAGCUUUUAGGAUCAGGGAAGGCAGGUUCCCUCUUGAUAAUUAAUGGGAUAUCCAUUUCAUCAGUUCUUAAGUGAACAUGUAUUUUUAUGUUUCCUGUGCUUCUCCUGCAUAUGAUUUACUUAGAAAAGAGAAGGGCACUGAUUCUUUGAGGCUUUUUAGAGAGUAGAGAUGAGACAAGUGUGUGGACCACUUUCUAGAACAAUCAGCUUGAAUUAUCAUCUUGAAAACUUUUUCUCAGUCCUUUCCUCCCUCCCUCUCUCUCCCUUCUUCCCUCCCUCAAUUUCUCCCUCCCUCCCUAUUCCUCUUCUUUCUCUCCUUCCUUCCUUCCUUCCUUCCUUCCUUCCUUCCUUCCUUCCUUCCUUCCUUCCUUCCUUCCUUCCUUCCUU